Messenger RNA from Cylicostephanus goldi, 360 nucleotides. Lineage: Eukaryota; Metazoa; Nematoda; Chromadorea; Rhabditida; Strongylidae. The record is from the annotation of a GenBank genome assembly.
GGGACCGCUUUAUACGAAGCUGUUGCUGUGAUCUUCAUUGCUCAACUCCAUAACGUCAAACUUACUCUUCUCGAAUUGUUAACAAUCAGCGUCACGACGACAGUUGCCUCUAUCGGAUCUGGCUCUGUGCCUGCAGGACUUGAUACCAUUGUUAUUGUUCUGACAACUGUUGGUCUUCCAGCAAAAGAUCUCAGUUUACUGCUUACCGUCGAUUGGUUACUUGAUCGAAUCCGAACUUCGGUAAAUGUAUUGGGUGACGGCUUUGGAGCAGGCAUCAUCCAUCACUUGACUAAGGACAGCCUCGUCGAAGCAGAUACGGAUGAGCUUAUUCGACAAAUAAGAGAGGAUAUACGUGAGUAA